Messenger RNA from Lactuca sativa (garden lettuce), 1859 nucleotides. The record is from RefSeq and is a predicted model, not a curated record. Lineage: Eukaryota; Viridiplantae; Streptophyta; Magnoliopsida; Asterales; Asteraceae.
UUUUCAGUUUAAGAAGAUGGACGGAAGUUGUUUACAGUUCGAAGAAAACCCAAUUCAAGAUGCUAUUUCCAGAAUUCGCUUCGCCCCAGCAUCCAACAAUCUCCUUAUCUCUUCCUGGGAUACUAAUCUUAGAUUGUACGAUGUGGAUCGAUCUAGGUCAAUUUUUGAAGCUUCCGGGGAAGCUGCGCUGCUAGACUGUUGUUUCCAAGGGGAGUCAGCUGCUUUCAGUGCUGCUUCUGAUUGUUCCAUAACUAGGUACGAUUUGCAUUCAGGAAUGAGAGAAAACUUUGGAAAUCAUGAUGAUUUAGCAACUUGUGUUGAAUAUUCUAAUGAAACAGGUCAAGUUGUGACUGCAGGGUGGGACAAAAAGAUAAAAUGUUGGGAUUCAAGGUCAACAAAGACUCUUACUGCUGUAAAUACUGUUAAUACAGGGGUCAAAUCUAUAUCCCUAUGUGGAUUUGCUUCAAUGGUUGCUGUUGGGGAUUCAGUAAAUAUAUAUGACUUACGCAAAUUCAACAAAUCAUUUAAUAGCAAAUGUGUAGAAAUUCAAAUCGAGUGUGUUCGACCUUAUCUAGACCAAGGAUUUGCAGCUGGAUCAACUGAUGGACGUGUUGCAUUGAAGUAUUUUAAUCCAUCUGAUCAAAACAACGAUGGAUAUGCUUUUCGAUGUCAUCCAAAGGCAAAGAGAGCAAGGCAUAAUUUUGCAGCUGUGAAUGAUAUUGCAUUUAGCCCAUCGACUUAUGGCGAUUUUGUCACGGGUGAUAAUAAAGGUUAUGUCACAAUAUGGAAUGCUCAAAGUAAAAAGAGAGUUUAUGAGAUGCCAAAAUUUGAAAAUAGUAUUGCCUCUUUAUCAUAUAGCCAUGGAGGACAAUUUCUGGCUGUUGCUUCAAGUUACACUUACAGUGAAGAAAAUGAAUUGGAAAUGCCUCCAAGGAUAUACAUACAUGAAAUGGAUGACAAAUACAUUGCUUCCUUUUCAACCGGAACGAUUGUCCCCACACAUUGUUUUAACCAAUCAUUCAAAUUGAAAAGGAAUGCACUAAAGAAAUUAAAAAAGAAGAUUAAAAAGAGGGAGGGCAUCUUUUGUCUCAUUUUUGAAAAUAUGUCUGACGAAGAGCAUCAAUUCGAGUCUAAAGCCGAUGCAGGAGCAUCCAAAACUUUCCCUCAGCAAGCUGGUACUAUCAGGAAGAACGGUUACAUCGUUAUCAAGAAUCGUGCUUGCAAGGUUGUUGAAGUUUCAACCUCAAAGACUGGCAAGCACGGACACGCCAAGUGUCAUUUCGUUGCCAUUGAUAUCUUCAAUGGAAAGAAGCUUGAAGAUAUCGUUCCCUCUUCCCACAAUUGUGAUGUUCCACAUGUCAACCGUACUGACUACCAGCUCAUUGACAUUUCUGAAGAUGGAUUUGUGAGUCUGUUGACUGAAAAUGGUGGCACUAAGGAUGAUCUCAAGCUUCCAACCGAUGAUAGUCUGCUUACACAGAUUAAGGAUGGAUUUGCUGAAGGAAAGGAUCUUGUGGUGACAGUGAUGUCUGCGAUGGGAGAGGAGCAGAUCUGUGCUCUUAAGGAUAUUGGUCCCAAGUAAUUUUACCUUGUGUGGAUUGAGAGAGAUUUUAUAUGAAGAACUGCGUUUGCUAGAUUUGUGGUGAUGGUUAUUUAAGAAAAAAAAAACUUUAUUAGGUUUCUUUUUUCUAUUUUACAAAUUUUUGUUUUGUUUUUGGUUAUUGUUGAUGUGCUAAAAAAGUCUUGAAAUUUGGGCUUGGGGAGAGGAUGGGCAAUAUGUACGUACACUUUGUAUCUCGAUAUGUUUGGGAUGCGACUUGUGAACUUAUGGAGUGGUUAUUCUGUUUCUCUUUGUUUCA